This is a messenger RNA of Trichosurus vulpecula (common brushtail), 2393 nucleotides long. RefSeq names its product INO80 complex subunit B (gene INO80B). The coding region runs from base 121 to 1206 and encodes 361 amino acids. The transcript is spliced from 5 exons. Lineage: Eukaryota; Metazoa; Chordata; Mammalia; Diprotodontia; Phalangeridae. The record is from RefSeq and is a predicted model, not a curated record. Gene Ontology annotation, biological process: chromatin remodeling. Gene Ontology annotation, cellular component: Ino80 complex.
GCCCUCGGCACGAGCGGAAGUGGAAUGAUUCCACUUCCGGGAGCAGAGCUUCCGCGGGGCGGAAGGGGGUCGUUCCAGUGUGUCUCAGUCUUUUCCAGUGUUUAUUAGGUAGUGCUGCCCAUGAGCAAGCUGUGGAGACGCGGAGGCGCCUCCGGGGCCGCCGAGGGGUCGGAACCCGGGGAGGAGCUGGAACUGAGUGGCCACGGCCACGGUGGCCACAAGAAGAAGCAUAAGAAGCACAAGAAGAAACACAAGAAGAAGCAGCAUCAAGAGGAAGGGCCUGGCCCCCCCCUCCCUAGCACUGCCUCAGGCCCUGCCCAAGCCCCAGCCCAGCUUAAACUCAGGAUUAAGCUGGGAGGCCAGGUCCUGGGUACCAAAAGCGUUCCGACCUUCACUGUGAUCCCCGAGCAGUCCCGGUCCCCUUCUCCCCUCAUGGUUGUGGACAAUGAAGAAGAGCCAAUGGAAGGGGUCCCCAUUGAGCAGUACCGAGCCUGGCUGGAUGAAGACAGUAACCUGUCCCCUUCCCCUCUCGGGGACUUGGCUGGAGGCUUGGGAGGCCGAGAAGAUGAAGAAGAGCAGCGCUGGUUGGACGCCCUGGAGAAGGGGGAGCUGGACGACAACGGGGACCUGAAGAAGGAGAUCAACGAGCGGUUGCUCACCGCCCGUCAGAGAGCCCUGCUGCAGAAGGCCCGCAGCCAGCCGUCGCCCAUGCUCGCACUGCCGGCAGCCGCUGGCGCGCCGGCGCUCACCGAGGAGAUGCUGAUGAAGCGAGAGGAGCGGGCCCGCAAGAGGCGCUUGCAGGCGGCCCGCCGGGCCGAGGAGCACAAGAACCAGACCAUUGAAAGGCUCACCAAGACUGCGGCCCCCAGCGGCCGCGGCGGCCGAGGGGGCGCGCGCGGGGAGCGUCGCGGGGGCCGGCCGCCAGCCGCCACACCCAUGGUCCGCUACAGCAGCGGGGCGCGCGGCACUACCCUCUCCUUCCCCGUGGGCGUGCCCACGCCGACCCCCGCCUCUUCGCCCCCUCCGCCUCCCGGCCCUCGCCCCCGCUGCUCCGUCCCGGGCUGCCCCCACCCGCGGCGCUACGCCUGCUCGCGCACGGGCCAGCCCCUCUGUAGCCUGCAGUGCUACCGCCUCAACCUGCAGCUGCAGCUCGGGCUGCCCGAGGGCGCUGGGGCUGCCCCGCCGGGCCCCCUAGUGGCCACCUGAGGACACCCGCCCUCCCCAUCUCUUACUCCGGCGCCGCGGUCUCUCCGUCCUCCCCCGACGUCCGCCUCGGGCUCCCCUCUCCCCCGCCUCCUGCCCAUGUUGCUGAGCGAAGCUCAGCCAAUCCCUCGAGACUGCUCUCCGAAAAAGCGGCCUUCUCUUGAGGCUCUGAACAUUAAUUGGUGGACUUGGUUCCCAUGAGGCGGGACUAAUGCCUUCCAUUGGUUAUUGGUGCUGCCGAUCAUAGUCUUUGGGCUAUUGCUUCUUCACUCUUUGUCUCUGGGCCCCUGUUGUCUGGGUGAGUGGUGGAGACGCGGCAGCGCAUUGGUCUCCGGAAGUGCCUUAGAAGGCUGUUCCCAUUGGCCGAUCCUCAAGAAGCGGCUCCUGGUUGGUGGCAAUCUGACGCAACUCCGUUGCUGAUUGGCUAAGAGACUACGAGGCUAGGUAGCUGUGAGUCCGGGGAGCGAUGGCGGCGGUAGCAGCUAUGGUCUGGGCCGGGACUAUGGUGGUUGCGGCCCGGAAAGCAGUGGCAGACUGGCAGGCGGCGGAGGUGGCGGUUCCUUCCCCGGGCCUGUAGGCAGCAGCAUGGAGCGGGCCGGUCCCGGGAACGGCAGCCACGAAACUUGGGGGGCUCUCCGGGUGCGGCAGGUAUCGUGAAGCAAAUGUAUGCUGUCGCGACAGGCCAGAAACUUGUCGCGACAGGUGAUCCCGCCCUCUUCCACCUGGCUCCCUACUGCAGCUGAGGACACCCGGAAGCCCUUUCCUUUGCCUAUUGGGAAACACGGGUGUCGCGUUAGGUGUGGCCCAUCUAGCUUCUAUGUCAUUGUCACCCUUUCGGCUUCAGAACUCAGGGGAGAAUGAUGGGCAUUUCUUGGGGAGCUGGGGGGCAGACAUCCCACCUCGGGGACUCGGUCCAGUCAUCUUCGGGGGCUUUUGUGAGCAGCGGGCUUGUGCGGCCUGCUCAGGCUCGCUGCAGGAGGUGGAGGGAGAUCAUUAUGGGGAGAGGCUGGGGAGUCUUUGGAGCUAGGAAGUGGCCUCUCAUCCUACCCCCACGGUAGGAGCGAGCUAGCUUCCGGUCCCUGGCUGUGAUCCUACGGACGCUGGAGCUCCUCUUGUUGACAUGAUGCUCACUUAUCGAGGCUGUUUCACUGCUGGGCAGCUCUAAUAAUUAAAAGCUUAUGUCAAGGAAA